AUCCCUCCUUUAGGGUUUUACAGUGAGCCCAGGAUGAGGGUGCUGCUGUCAGGAUUGAUUGGUGUUGUUUCAUGGAAGAGGCCCCUUUCACUUGUGAUAACCUUUUUCAUGCUGCUCUCUGCAGUGUGUGUAAUGCUGAAUUUAGCUGGUUCCAUUCUUUCUUGUCAGAAUGCUCAGCUAGUAAAGUCCCUGGAAGGAUGUCAGUUGAUUAAAUUUGACAGUGAUGGUGUCUGUGUUUGCUGUGAAAUGCAGCAUCAAACGUCAGGUUGCAGUAAUCUUGGAGAAAUGCUGAAACUGAACCCUCUGCAGGAAUGUAAUGUUGUGAGGCUGACCCUAAAGGACCUGUUGUUCAGUGUGUGCGCUCUCAAUAUCAUCUCCACCAUUGUCUGUGCUUUGGCAACAGCAAUGUGUUGCAUGCAGAUGGUUUCUUCUGAUCUCCUGCAAAUGUUUCUGCCACAGCGGCCACAUUCUGCCAAUGCAGACUGCAUGACUCCACAUGGGACAGUUCUGCAUCAAACUUUGGAUUUUGAUGAGUUCAUCCCACCAAUACCACCUCCACCCUACUACCCACCGGAAUAUACCUGCACACCUGUGGUAGAGGCACAGAGAAGUCUCCAUUUGGAAUUUCCUCAUUCCCCAUUCAGUGCUUUAUAUGAAGUCACCAUUAACAGCCCAGGAAUGCUGUAUCCAACUGAGCUGCCACCUCCUUAUGAGGCAGUGAUUGGAGAAACACCUGCCAGUCAGGUCACUGGUACUGAUCAGCAAGUAUCUGAAUCAAGCUUGGGUGAAAGGAAUGCGACCCUGGGCUUCAGCACACAAGUUUCUGUUGAGAGCACCUCAUUGAUGACCUCCGAAACUGCUGAAAUCCCAGACCAUAGCUGCUCCUCUGAAGAUCUUUGUUCGCUGGAAGUUCAAGGAUCUCUCCGUUCUUCAGAUUUUUCUCCCUCCUGUACAAACUGUAAAGGGGCUACAGGCCAGAGCUGCAGCAGUCUGGACUACAGCACCCGCUGCAGGUUUCACAGAACUCGCUCAGAAGGUUUUCCUGAUGAGGAUGUCAGUUUGCACAGCAGAGUCUCUAUGGACAAGUCUCAAGGACAGGAAAAUGAAAACUGUGCCCAUGGCAGAUCUUCAGACUGUUCCUCAGAGAACUUCAGCCCCACAGAAAGAGAACUGCAGAAUACUGCUCAAGAACACAGUGUCUCAUUACAUUUGAAACAAAUGAAAAUCUGCUGUGGGGUCUUUAGCCAGCCUUCUGUCCCUUCCCACACCGCUCCCUGUUUGGGGCCUGCGAAUACUUCAUAUGCAAGCAGUUCUGAGAGUACUGUCCAGCAGCAUCAUGUUACAAAACACCGCAUUUCAAGUAUUGUCCGAUCAACUAGUGAUCCUGUAUCAUGUUCGUCUAAUAUAGAAGGUGAUCAUUGUGCCUGGAGUCCUAUAUGUAGACAGCAUCAAGAUGCAGGAUCUUCAGCCACAUUAGAAACAGUUCCUGUUUCUGGUUCUCAUAUGGCUGCCUCUGCAUGUCAGCAUUCUUUGAGCAGUUUCCUACCAGCUGGAAAACAGAGGGAUACAAGGAACACUGAUCUACACUUAAAGCCAAAGGCUUUGCAAACAGUCUCAAAAGAACGACCACACUCUUUAGUGGACCUUAAGGCCUAUAAAGAUACAAAAAUUUUAGUGGCAAAAUUUUUGGAACAUUCAAACUGUAAUCUCCCUCCAGAAGUACGUCAUGUAGUGAACAGUAUACGAUCAGUAAUAAAAUCUGAUGAAAGACACAUGGAAGAAGCCAUCUUCAGUGCCAAUAUUAUAGACCAGGUAAUUACAAGUUCGCAGCUGGGUGUGAAUACCUCUAGAAAGCGACUUCAGGAAGACCUUCAUCUUCAGAGUUGUGGUGCUCUGAGCUCUCCAGUUGCCUUCUUACGCAGGUCCCAUAUCACUCGCAGUUUAGAGCGGGAAAGGCCUCACAGUUUAAUUGGAGUUUGCCAGGAGACCAUCCUUUGAUAAUAUUCACAGGUAUGUGAUUCCAGCAGAGAGAAUUAAGGAAGAAACCAGGACUGGGAGAAAUGCAAGUAGUGGAUGGCUUAAAAAGGAAGAAGUGUCUUCCUUUGGAAUUCUACUCUUUUUCCAACAGCAGGAAGAGAACACCUGUUUUUCUGAAUGUAAAUUUCAGCCCUGAAUUUUGAAAAAAAAAUAACUGAUUUAUUAGUAAACUCAUAACAAAUGUUUUCCUGACCAGAAAUGCGUAUAUUUCACUGUAGUUACAGAAAUGCUGCUGAUGCUGUCUAGCAUUUCUUCAAAACCAUUGCAAAACAGACUGGCUGUACAACUUAGAAGUUGUAUUUAUUUAAUGUACCUCAAGGUGUUUUAACUAUUAUCAGUGUUUUAAUAAAAAGUAUUUCUGGACUUUGCUUUUUCAACAA
Meleagris gallopavo (turkey) is the source of this 2417-nucleotide messenger RNA. The record is from RefSeq and is a predicted model, not a curated record. Lineage: Eukaryota; Metazoa; Chordata; Aves; Galliformes; Phasianidae.